AUUUGUUUUUCAUCAUUUUUGAGUUUUCAUAUUUCUAACUUAGAAAGGGGGAAAAUGCAAUGCCAUUUUCAUAUAGUAUUUUUGUAUUUUAUGUGCAUAUUGUAUAGGCCGUUACUGUAUUUGAAGAAUAUUUUUUUAUUUUAAAGUGGAUUACUUCUUUAAUACUGUCAGAUCUGCAUGAUCCUUUCAAUAUUCUACUAUCUAAUUGAAUGUAUAUAAGUAGAAUCCCAUUUACAGAGUUUAUAAAAAUACAUACAUAUCAGCUAUCAAUGGAAGAUUGUCAGCUAUCAAUGGAAGAUUGCUACAUACAAGUCAAGAUAAUUACCAUAUAUGUACAUUACUUGUUGGUUGCUCUUAAUUACUUAUCAUAUAUACUCGUUCAUUUGCCCGUUCACUUAUAAGCAGGCCUCCUUAAUUUUGGCAGGGAAAAGCUUGAUAAGUGUGUAGCAUCAUAACCUGACCCUAUAAAAAUAAUAUGCCUGUAUAAAGUAUAUUAUAUUUGCAGAAGAAAAAAAAUGUAAUUAUAAAAGACUUACUAAUAAGCAUACAACAUUAUGAAUAACAAAUACUCGCUUUGCGUGUUUACCGGUAUAUGCUGUAACCAUACUGAACAGUUUCAAAAAUAGGACCUGGGCAAUCUUUGAUAACAAAUGCUUUAUUCAAUGUUGGAACUGUGAUUAUGCUCUAGGCACAGCCAAUCACAGAAGUCCAAAAUGUGUAACCCAAUAUUGCACACAGACUUUUUGCUCUUGUCUUGAUGUUGAAUUCCUUUUUUCUUCAUUGUUUUCUAUAAUUGAAUCAAUGUACCCUGAGACAUUUAUAUAAAAGAACCACUCAUACGCCGACCACCACCUUUAUUGCCUUGAAAAAUCUCAACGAAAAAGUUGUCUUAUGAAUGAGUAUAUAUGGUGGUUCUUAUUUUUACAAACAUUAAAUUUUUAUGAGAUUUCUGUUAAAAUUAAAAUAUUAGUAUGCUUUGAAUUAGUCUUUGUUUAAAACUUGAUUACAAAAAUUUUUUUUAAAGUGCACAAAAACACUGCUAAAAAAUGGUUUAAGUACGAUAUAAUUCAAUCCUAAAUCAUUUUGUGCUUGGAAUGAAAUGUUCAAUAAUAAUAUUCAAAUUUCCAGUAAUAAAAUGGUCUUCUGUUACGUAUUUUCUUUGAGAAGUUUAAUUUAAAAAGUUAUCAUAGUGUUAAAAAAAUAAGUGCCAAUAUACAGGAUUUGUGUAAGGGAUUGUACUGGGUUACACAGGUUCAUCAUUUUUAAUACCGGUACUAUAGUAUUGCUUUUCCCCCAUUAUUUUGAAUAACCAAUAUUUGUUGACUUGUAACAUGUUUCAUGAAGAGACUUUUUUUUUAGACUUACUAAAAGUAAUCUUGGAAUACUGAUGCUUAUACAUUAAGCUAUUCGGUUUGGUAAAACACUGCAUUAGUUUAUUCUAACCUCCUUCUUUCUUUCCCUCAGGAGGCUUUUAAUUUUUUUUUUGUUUAUAUUUUUUUUUCCUCCUUGCUCAAAUCUACCAAAACAACCUGUGAUGAUGGCUGUGAUUUUCGGCAGCACCCUUAUCUACCCUCUUAGCAACUCAAGACCACCAACACAGUCAGCACAAUGGAAGAUCAGAAUGAUGGUAAUUUCUUUAUUGACGGUAAACACAUUUUCACUUUUCUGUUUAGGCACUAAAGAAGGUUAAGAGGUUUGUAUUCUCUGAAUUCAAACAUGUUUGUGCAUUGUCCAUCAAAUAUGUUGAUGUUUUGUACUGUAAAUGAAAGUAAAGUAUAAUGACAUGUCAUACCACAUUAUUGUACUUUUUGCAUGGUAAUUGUUAUUUUACCAUAUCUCAUCUUUGCUGCUUGUAUUUGUAAAAAUUUAAUAGUUUUUUGUUGUUUUUUUAAAAUAACUGUUCAAUGUAAGGUAUGGGUGCCCUUUGGGUGUAUAUAAUUCAGACCUGUUUACUCUUAUGAUUUUGGCGUACAAUGUAUGAUUUUGGCGUACAAUGUACGAUUUUGGGGUGUAUAAACUAUAAAUACUAUGUUUAUUUUUUAAUAUUAAGAUAAUGUAAUGAACGAUUUUGUGAUGAUAUUGUACGAUUUUAAGAGUUGGAGGGUAAACAGGUCUGAUAAUUGCAUUUAGCCAAAGUUUCUUUUCACUUAGAAAUAUUAGUUUUUAAAAAAUAAUUAUAAUAUAAAUGUUUAGGGACUGGGCAAAAAAAUAAUAACCCAAGCGACGAAACUAUUUUUAUUUAAUCUACACCACUCAGCAUCCUGGUGAUAUCUGUCCAGUUCCUGUAUGCCACCACAUUUUGUACUGUAGUUAUAUCUUAACAGGCUAUUCAAAAAAUGUCUGAACUUUUGCUUAUUGCAUUUAUUAUUCUGAUUAAGUAGCUAUUUGGCAUGCAGCAGCCUUAGGUAAAAUUUGCAGGUCUUACUUUGUUGAAAUUUGCUUAUUAAACUUGACUAUAAUUUUUUUUACAUUUCUUUCAUCAGAUUCCAGCAGCACCAAUCUGAUUAUCAAUUACUUACCUCAAACCCUGUCUGAUGAUGAGUUCAGAUCUAUGUUUCUCAGUGUUGGGCCUAUUAAAAGUUCCAAGAUUGUCCGUGACAAAGCAACUGGGUACAGCUAUGGUUUUGGCUUUGUUGACUUUCAACAUGCAGCUGAUGCUCAACGUGCUAUUGAGACACUUUCAGGCCUGCAACUCCAAAAUAAGAGAAUCAAGGUAGCUCUAGCCAGACCCGGUGGGGACCAGAUCAAGGGGGCUAAUCUUUAUAUCCGAAACCUGCCAGUACACUGGAAAGAAGGAGAGUUAAAUAAAAUAUUCGAUCCUUUUGGAAAAAUCAUUCAGUCAAGAGUUUUGGUAGAUCUUGCAACAGGUGUAAGCAAGCGUGUUGGUUUUGUUCUUUAUGACACAAGAGAUGAGGCAGAAAAUGCCAUUAAAUGUCUAAGUGGUAAAACUCCAGAUGGUUGCACUGAGCCAAUUAUGAUCAAAUUUGCUGAUGAUAACACCAAAAAGAUUAAGCAAGGUGCUGUACAAUAUGUCCCUAUUCCUAACUUUGCUGCCCCGGGACCAAUGAGAAACCAAAUGAAUCGCUUCCAGCGGUUUAAUCCAAUGGCUGGUAACUUCAAUGGCUCACCAGGAGUACCUCAGGCUCAGCAAGGAGGGUAUGUUUUUAACAUUUAUUUUGCUCAAACUUUGAAAUUUGUUAGAUCAACAAAACAGUAAGUUCAUAUUGAAUUACAAACUGUUAGAAGAUCAGCAAAACAGUAGUUUCAUAUUGAAUUACAAACUAAAUAACUGCUUCCCAUCAAAUUUACUGAUAGGAUUGACCUUAAUUAGUAAAAGUGACAAUCAAAUUAUCUUUGAAAUAAUAAAAUAUGCAUGUUUUUUUUUUUAUUAUUGUUGAUAUCAAGAGCUCUCCCCUUAAGUGCUGAAAGGUUUGAACUCCCAUAACAAAGAGCAGUUAUUUAUAGUUAUAAGAAUUUAAGAGUGAUUGACAGUUAAUUAAAUCUGCACUUGAACAGGUAUAAUGUACUAGAUGAAAUAUUCUUUUCAGUAGUGUAAGAUUUACAGUUCUGGCCUUAACUCACUCUUGAAAAGCCUACUUUUGAAUAAAACCCUAAUGUCUAAGCUAAAUGUCUUCAUAAGUUUUAUAGAGAGGCAUGAACAUUUAAUACCAGUAAUUAAUCAAUGGUUAUGUAUAGAAUCUGGAGUACAUUAAUGCAAGUUUACAGGCAUGAACUUGAUCACCACAACUAGCAUUACUAGCAAGUACCGUACUAAAAGUUCAUAACUAUUUAAUAGAUUUCACGUGUUUGUUGAUUUCAUGUGUUUGUUGAUUUCAUCAUCUAAGCUUGGUAGCUAUUGAACUUUAUAUAUGCUUCAAACUUGGUGAUGAUUCAGUAAGCGUUAGCUAUUGUAUGAGAUGUUGCUUAAGGGUCAUUUAUAUACAGACCUGUUUACUCUUACGAUUUUGGCGUACAAUGUACGAUUUUGAGGUGUAUACACUAAAUAUACUUUUGUUUAUUUUUUACUAUUAAGAUAAUGUUUUUAACGAUUUUGUGAUGAUAUUGUACGGUUUUAAGAGUAUGGGGGGUAAACAGGUCUGUAUAUAGCAUAAGCAGGGGGGGGGGUAGGCUGAGGGGGUUCUGUUAAUAAAGGAGGUUUUUGCGUAUUAACACUGAUAUUGUUUGAUUGCGCAACAAAGCGGAAUGGAAAAAAAUAUGUCAAGCAUAUUCAAGAGGAUCUGAGGGGUACUGUAAUAAUGAUGUUACAAUACAACGUGAAAGAUCCGACUGAGUUUUAGCAAACCUAGUACAUGUCACCAUUUUGAUAUAGAUUUUAUAUAUUACCGGUACUGGUAUUUUGUUUGAAGUUGCUAUUUAUUGUGUCUUUUCUAAAGCUUUAUCAUGCCUUGUGAAAUAAAAGCCAUAAAUAUCUUCACAGCUACACAUUAUUUGUGUACAACAUUGGGUUUCAAGCAACUGACCGAACACUCUGGCAACUGUUUUCACCAUUCGGUACCGUACAGAAAGUGAACAUUAUGCUUGAUCAUGAGAAGAAUCAGUGUAAAGGCUAUGGAUUUGUCACAAUGACAAAUUAUCAGGAAGCACAAAAUGCCAUUAACUGUCUGAAUGGAUAUUUUUUCCAAGGAAGGGUACUCCAGGUAUGUUUUUAUUUUUAUUUUGGUGGCACUUGAAAUAUUACCCCCCUCGCCAAUGUUGCAAUAAGUUUUUCAGAUUAAAUUUGAAUUGAAUAUUGAUCCAGAAUGGGUUUUGUUGUCUUGGUUUUUAUGGAACGGAAAAGUUAAGUUUACCUCUUAUAAAGAUUGUGUAUAUAUAUAUUUGAUUUUUAUCUCCCUUUAUUUCAAUAGGUAAGCUUUAAAGGACAAAAUCAGCCCGGCCCCAGCUAAAUUUAAACCAGGCUUCAAAGGACAUGGAGGAUCUGGAAAUGACAAAGCAUUUAUUAUAAUUAGUGGCAUGAUUUAAAUAUUGAUAAAAGUUAUUACCUGUCAUGUCAUUUUUAGAUUUUGUUUUCAUAGAAAGCAAUCACGGUGAAAUGAGGAAGCGUUUCAGUUGGUGCCUGUUAGUGUUAUCAAAGGGAUAUGAAGGAAGUCAUAGAUAUAGAUCAGAUUCAAAAUUGACCAAACUUGCUCUCCACCACCUUCUCUCUCUCAGCUCACAAGACACUGCCUUCCAUUAAAAAAAAAAGAAAAAAGCAAACAUAAUAGUUAAAGCAUGAGUACUGGUGCAUUUAUUUGUUUAUUUUUGCUCCAUCCCUCCAGUAUUUUUUUCCCAGACCUACUUUUAUAUAACAAUUUUAUUUUUCGUUCAGUGUUGUUAGUUUUAUAAAUUAUUCAUUUGAUUACUAAUUUUUUAUUUAGUUAACCUUUAACCUAUGUAUUACUCUUUGUAUUUCACAUUGAAUAUAUUUUCUUUUAUUGUUCAUUAUUAUUGUAUUAGUCAAAUAAAUCAAUUUGAAAUCUUUAGUUUUUGGACCAAACCUAAAUAUUUUUUUAAUUAUUCUUUUUGCUUAACUGGGGAAAAUCAUUUUGUUCUUGGAACUUGUGUUCUCUUCAUCUGUAAAUAGUCAUUACCUUAUUUUUUUUAAAUAUACAUAAACCAAAAAAAUAUGAAAGAAAUAAAAAAAAUGAUUUUGUUUCACUAUCA
This is a messenger RNA of Lymnaea stagnalis (great pond snail), 5661 nucleotides long. NCBI's taxonomy places the organism in Eukaryota, Metazoa, Mollusca, Gastropoda, Lymnaeidae. The record is from the annotation of a GenBank genome assembly.